Messenger RNA from Cladophialophora carrionii CBS 160.54, 5526 nucleotides. RefSeq lists its product as uncharacterized. The coding region runs from base 1 to 5526 and encodes 1841 amino acids. NCBI's taxonomy places the organism in Eukaryota, Fungi, Ascomycota, Eurotiomycetes, Chaetothyriales, Herpotrichiellaceae. The record is from RefSeq and is a predicted model, not a curated record. The transcript has 2 exons.
AUGCGGGACCUCAAUCUCACACUCGUCCUCCUCUUCCUCCUCGGUCUCCUUGGUGCAGUCGGUGCUUGGCCGAACCGGGCCGAACUCAUGGUCGGAGCCCUCGGUUUCAUGGGCUGCGCCACUUUCUUUGGCUUGAAUCUGCUUCGAUCAGCGCGAGAAUACCAACAAGAAGUCCCUGCCAUAGGUAGCGACGAAGAAGUCUUCAAGGAUGUCUCGAUCGGCUCCCUCCCUUUCGCUCUGCCUCUCCCUACACCCACGACGACCACAGACGGCACACCUACCACCACCAUUACACAGACUGAUCUCCUCCCUUCAAUCACGCGAGAAUCUCGCAGUUUCUACACCGUCUUCGAGCUAGAUCCUCCUGAAACGGCCACCCUGUUCUCCGGUUCACCAUCUGUGCCCAAACUCGUCGUUGUGGAGGUUUUUGACAAUAGCACGGUCAUCAGCGCAGAGAUUGUGGUUCGUCUUGCAGACGCCGAGGAAAAAUCCCGGGACUUCACCUACCUCUCUCCUACCGAGACGACUUCACCCGUCACAGAUCCGACCACAUACCCCGACAACACCUUGGGUGCCAACAUUCCUACACCUGAUUCGACUGAUCUCAACACAACCUCUUCGACAUGGGCACUGCCCUCUUUCAUCGUCCACGCCCUUCAAGACAACAGACUCAAGCCUUUCGUCGAGACGGCAAGGAGAAAGCUCAACUUCUUCUGGGAGUUGCGAAACACCAUCUUCAGUCCGCUUGUUCGGCUAUUGCCAGUCCACCCACAGAUGCUGGGCUUCAUCUUGAUGAGCGUCAAGCUUGCCAGCCUGCGGUUCCCGGGAAUGACGAGAGGACGUCGUCGGGUGCCCGUCCUGCAGCGCCUUGGUUGGAUCCGAAACCCUCAGCUUGCCAUCGAAGCUGCACCUGGAGCAGGGCCACAGCUUGAGCCAUCAGUGGUCGAUGCAAUCGAGGAAGCCGAGGCUAUUGUUCAGAGUCUUGAGUCUUUGAACUUGGUCGUUGAACGUCGACUUGACAACAGUGGGCGCCAAGAGGAGGACCGAGACGACGACACCGAGUACGUCGACGCAGUCGAUGAACAAAUACCCGUCGUGCAGCAAAUGCCUGUGGAGGUGAGACGGUCGGGCUUCAUCAUGAGGCCCUUGCCUCCGCCGUCAAGAUCAAUCUCUCCUACAAGCGAAGCGGCCACCUCAACCAGUGAAACGGCUGGUGACUUGACCGACGCGACGCUGAGGAGGCCAGACCAACCUGGAUCAUCGCUGAGGACGUCGUCGCAGCCAGCGGCGGAGCCUCCCAAGUUUCCCAGCACCCGCUCAACAGCUCCCAUUGCCGAGCACGUCCUCCGCCGCCGACUACCCAUCACCCGUUACAGAGAGAUGAAGAGGUCGCCGCGCGUGUUGACAGCUCGCCCGGAUGACGCUGAGGACAUGCGGCCUGACCUGGCAGAUCCCAAGAAGUCGCUGCGCGACAUCUAUAGGCCCGCCUCAACUGGUCCGUCUGCAUCUGCAACUGCACCACUGUCGAUGAAGAGCUCCCGAGCUACCGAUAAUACAGUGCCCGUGCCUGUAUCUGGCAGCGUUGGAGUGACUCCCUCUGCUGCAGACCAGCAACCAGCAGCUCGACCGCAGCCGAUGCCUGCCAAGGCAGUAACUCAACUUCUCGAGCGUGAGGUCAAGGAAGCUGAGAUUCCAGCAGGCCAUGUCUCCCAGUCCACACCGCAGCCAGCUGUUUCACCGCGCAAGUUGACAAAAGCUGAGCUGAAAGACGAGCAGUAUGCGCGUGCACGUCAGGAUGUUGAGAUUGAGAGAGCCAAGACCAAGCCGAGCAUCAGAUCUCCUCCACAGCACCAGUUGAACGAGAAUUCGCGCAACUUUCGCGUGGGCCUGCUUAAGCGUCGAUUCCAGGAUAACUGCGGUGUCGAAGACCUCGAUUCGGCCCAGUUGCGCCGCUUCCUUGACUUCUUUGGCAUAUGGGACGCAGUGAACCGCGUUUCUGCAAAUGUCGUCUACCAGCAGUGGACCGAGUACCAAGCUUAUGAAAAGAAGUCCGCGGCAGAGAAAGGGCAAGCGGCCACCACUGCUUCCAAAGCAGGCUCGACCGAAGCUGAAAGCAACUCGGCGGUCGAAGUUGUUGGGACUGCCGCAGAAAUAGCACAGCAAACAGAGCCUCAACCAAGCAAUGUCACUCCUCCCCUCAAGGUCAGCAGUGCUCAGCGCCCGCUUCUCUCAGAGAAUGUUAGAACCGCCACAGAAACGGCACAGCCGGCAGAAGCAACAGCAGAGGUACAAUCGAGCAAUGUCGCCCCUCGGGUCACCAAGAUCAACAGUGCUCAGCGCUCGCUUCUCAGGGACACGCUCCGAAACCGUCUGAAUAAGAGCUUUGGUGUCCAAGACACCGAUACUAAAAAGGUCGAACAAUUUCUCGACGUUUUCGGCUGGCAUAAAUUGAGUCUGGAAAACUUGAACGAGGUUUGCGAGGCAUGGCUCGCCUGGGAAGCUGAGCAGACAGCCAAGGCUGCCGCGACAUUGUCAAACCUGUCGCCCCCUGCGCCCGUAGCCGCGUCCGAAGGAGAGCAGGCUGUGAUCAGUACUCAUGAAUCGAGCUCGACGGUAAGUGCAGACAAGACAGAAUCGUCUGAGAAUGCCCAUAUUUCACCAAUCUUGGAUCAGUCACCAGAUGCACCUGCACAGCAACAGCCACCACAGACUCAGUCAAAUGAUGUCUCUCCCGUCCAACCCGACACGACUGAUCCUCACUACCGCGCCUCGCUCGUGACAUAUCUUCGGACUGAAAUCCGGGACAAAUUGGCUGUCAAAAAUGUAAAUGAGGAUCAUAUUCACGAAUACCUCGACUGGUUUGGCUGGGAGAACGUGAGAAAGGAUAAUUACUUGGAUGUUUGCAAGAGUUUCCUUGAUGCAGUAGCCGUUGCGAAAGAGCAAGCCGGUACCCACGCCGCCAGCAAUGCACGGGCGGAGUCCGAGAUCAAUGGAGAGUCUUCUCAGGCCGGUGCAUCGUCUGUUGAUCCCGAAGCCACCUCGACAUCCAGCGAGAUUGAUGGUGACGAGGACGAUGGCACCAACGCGAACAGACAUGAAGAGCCUGAAAAGCCCGAGGAGGAUCUGCCGCAUAUGUCGCACAUCAAAGGUGACAGUGACGAUGACAACGACGAUAGUCACAACGGCCCGCUUCCCUCUCCAUCAUCAGGCACAGUUGUCGAAGGGACUUCCUCGACGGAGACCAAGUCCACUGAAGAGAGCAACAAUACCGUCCUUACUGUUGGCGAGGAUAACGGCUCUGGCCAUGAAGGCCGCUCUACUCGGUCCACCGCGCUUGCGCCUGUCACUGCUCCUCCUCAGUGGCCCGUCUUCAAUGGCUUUCAGUUCAAUGUGCAGUCGCAUCUUCCGGAACGACCGGUCUACCAGGUGUCAGAUGAAGACAGAAUCUUCAGGGUCAUCCCGGACGCAUCCGGUGCCAGUACGCCUCGCCGUUCGGCUCUUCGCAAUCGAGAGCGUGACGCAGAUGAGGUAGCGUCAAGAUUAGGACACCUCGGUAGAGCCAGGAUUGCAGUGAACGAUGAUGGGUCACCAGUUGCUGAGACGUGCCGCUUUAGGGCACAGGAGCCGCCUGCACGAAUCCAGCGGGCGUACCAUAUGGACAUCGAUGGAGAAGGGCAAGAAGCCACCGGCGUUCCAGCUCCAGCUCCUAUCCCACGUCCACCUCCAACACAACCGGCGUUUGUGCAGUCGUUCUCGGGUGCCACUGAGUUCUCGCCGGAGAUGGAAGGCGUUGAAAGCCAGGAUGUUCACGAUGAAAUGGACGGCGUUGAGACGCCCGAGCUCCAUGAGGAAAUGGAGGGCAUUGAGAAGUCGGAUCUGGAUGAGGAAAUGGACGGGGUUGAGUCAGACGAAGUCUGCCUGACUUAUCCUGGACUUCAACUAGAGCAACCGACGAUGCCUCACCAGCAGCCAGUGCCCUAUGUCUCCCCCUACAACGUGGUCCCACCAUCCAGCGCACCCCCGGUGCAAGACCAGCAGAUGACGAUGGCAGACGAGCAGGGACUUUCGAAUGCCGCGCUUUCCGAUGCUGCUGCCCCCAACCAAGUGGACAGUCACCAGGCUCAGAUGAGUCAGUACGAUCUGCACGGCUUGCCGACUCUCGAGACCACAGAGUGGAACAACCUGGAAGCGAUCGACGAGCAAGAACUCCAGCGACAACAGGAACCGCAGCAGCAACCCAUAGUUCUGCAGGGUCAGGACUGGUCGGACCCAGAAGACUUCUUCGGUUCGAUAGGAUUGAGUCCGCACACAACUGGAGCCGGGCUCAGCCUCGAUCUCGCUGGCGAGAUGCCGGAGAUUCGAUCGUUGUUGGACUCUCUUCUAACCGGUGGUAGGUCUGAGUAUGACCCGCACGAUCCUCAAGCUGGGAUGGAGAGAGUUGAGGUGGAUCCUUGUGCAGAUGGGGCCCAAUAUGCCCAAUAUGCGCCGCAAGUGGCUCCGACUACAAUGCAACCGGCUGUCGGUGACCUCCCGUAUGGCAAUCCGAGUGAGUAUGCAGUCGGACAACAAAACGCCACGGACGUUGCCAACGAGCAGAGCGAUGUGGCCCCAGGAGCUCCGGCAUCAACAAGCCAACCAGCCAUGUCAGCAUGGGAUCGUGCAAGGCUUCGGACCAACAUGCAGAGCACGGAAUCCGGAUCGCCGCAGAACACUGUCGACCAACACGCUCACACUGGUGAAGAACCAAUUCCCGAUGACCGCAUAGACGAGCUGAGAGACUGGGGUGUUACUUCGAGAGACGGAAUCAGCAAGCUGUACAGGGGCCACGUCCAGAGAAAGACAUUGAGGCCCAGGAGCCGACUGGCGGCCCUGCAAACAAAUACCGCGCAGGCCAACCCAUUCCAGAGUUUGUUGCAGCCACAAUCCAACACCAUCGUCAAUCCUCAAGACAUCCAAAUCCCCAAGGAGCUGGCAGCUGCGCUUCAACGAAGACACAACCAGACUCAGGGAGGUCGGAUGUCCCAGCCCCUGCAACAGCCCGCUCAUCCCCACGAAAGCCAUGCUGAUAGAGAACUCAACCCAGCCCCAGGACCUAGCGGAAACGGUUCUUUCCAGAACUCCACCCAAAGCGAAAGAAAUGCUGAGGAUGACAGCUUCUCAGAUAUCUCGGACUUGAACGAAGAGGAGAGGAGCCAACUGCCAGCCUAUCUCCAAGUCUCAGGUACUCCCGAUGAGCAACCUCACCAUGACGAAGACAACGAUGAAUCCGACAACCUCUCAGACGUUCCGGACUUGGAUGAAGAGCAGAGACGCGAAAUUCUAGCCCGUCUCCAAGGUCUAGGUUCUCCCAGCACUGAGCAUCAGGAUCAUGACGAAGACAGCUCUGAAGACGCGCUGUCCCCUCCUACCCACAACUCUCAGCAUGACGACAUCUCCUUUGAGGACUCUGUCGAAAACUAUCUGUAUGACUGUCCCGAAGACGAAUCCAUGAAGAGAGAGGCCGAGGAAUACAGCCGUACGGGAUAG